AGGUGGCAUCUGUUGUAAAGCUCGGAUAUUCUCCGGGUCAGGAUGGCUUCCGAGGCGUCGAAGAUGAACCCAAGAUAAUUCUCUGUUGCCAAGAAGAAUUGGCAUUUCUCCGGACGGAGGCGGAAACGAUUCUCCUGGAUGCGUUGAAGCACCAUGUCAAUUCACGUGUGAAGUUAAGCGGUAGAGCCAGAGACAAUCAGCAAAUCAUCCAGAAUCUGCUUGUGUAUAUAGCACGGGAUGGUGUAGCGGUCACAGAUCUCUUCCGGCGUCCUGGAAAUCCACAAGAUAUGAAGAAGAUAAUAGCCGAUUUGGAGGCAGGAAGACCGAUUGAUUGGACGGACUAUAAUUUCUACACACUCGCGAAUAUUGCUAAGAGAUACUUGCUUCACAUAAACGGAGGUAUCUUAGGUCCAGAGGCGGAAGAAUUUCUCAUGGAUAUGCUGGAUUCACCGGAUGACCAGGCAAGGAUUGAAGCGAUGCACAGCGUAAUCGUUUCGCAACCCAAACCGGUACAACAGUUGUUGGCGCUGCUGUUCGGAAUCUGGUUUCGCAUGAUCUAUCACACCGAAGUUAACGCGAUGUCUGUUGAGGCCGUAGCCAAAUCCGUAGCUGGGUCCAUUUUUCCCACGUGUACUACUUCACCGCAGAAAGUUGAGAGGGCUUCCAAGGUGAUGGAAUAUCUGAUCACGGGAUUUGCGUCGGCUGACCUUUUUAGUCGUGAACUGAUUCAGUAUUUCACAUCGGAAACAAAAACCAGCAUAUCCAGGGUUGAAAAGUUCAAAUACGAAUUCCGGUUUCCCAAAGACGUACCGCGGGAGAAAUCAGUCCGACUUUUCAUGCGGCUCCUACUCGAAGAAGGCAAGAAACACGGAUUCCAUUUGAUUCGCGACGCGGUAUCCAAAGACGUGUUUGAGAACACCAAUUGGGAAGCUACCUGCUCGCGCAACACUAGUGUUAAAAAGGUCUCGUGUUCUAGCGAAACCUCAAGACUGGCGGAUAAUUCGUCUUACAGUUGCGAUUGUGCGAUUACCCAGUCGGGUGGGGUUUGCGACGAUCCUCGUCAUCACAGCCCACAACAUCAUGCCUAUUCCGGACCUGCGCAGGCAGUCAACGCCCCCGGUGUCACUGUAAUGCAAACAAAAUCCAGUGUUACUUCCACACCCAUCCUUCCUCGAAGAGGCAGCACUCAAACGACUGACACAACGCACCAGCAACCUGUGAUCUUAUCAACAGCUUCCCCAAACUCAUCCAACAACGCAAUUCAACAGUUAUCGGAAAAGAGAACUUGUGUCACAACUACUCCUUUACGUCCUUAUCAUGUGCCUGAUUCCAAACCUCAGACUAUGGAUUUCCCUCCUUCCAAAGCUACCCCCGGACAAACCAGCCCUUUUCGAUUCCGAGUUCCGGACCAGCCGGUUCGACAAACAAACGGAGAACAGCUACAAACCAAGGCCCUGGCGCGUCAUGCUACACCACAGGUAGCAUGUUUCAACUCUGUCAAACGCAGGCAGCUAGAACGGCUACAGAAGCGUUCUGAUUGGUUCCUUAGUCCUCCCGCUGGCCUUCGUUCUACCGGCCUUAUGCACCUUGAUCCGAACGCUCCGCGAGCAGACGCCCCAGUUACCAAGGAGCGACCAUCCGUAGCCCCCAUAUCGAGUUCCGGUUAUGGGAGUGUUCAGCAGACUAGCCUCUCAGAUUUUGACAUGUACCCCACGGAGUCCAGUCAUCUGGGUUCCAGUUCCAAUGCCCUGAUGGAUGAGGUAGAACUUGAGCGUGCCAGCUCUGAGGAUUGUAUUGAAACUACAGAUGAUGAAGAAAUUGACCGACUGUUGCUUCUUGAUCACGGACGUUUUUGGGGGCCCGAGAGAUCUCGUGCCCCAUCAGGACGCGAAGCAGGCCCCGUACUGGAGAGUAGAACUGGAUCAACAAACCGACUGCGUGUUUUGGAUGAUUGUCAGGUUUCCAGACCACUGACCUCGUGCAAACCCAGUGUCGAAGAAAAGGAGAACUUUCCGGAGGUGGAGAUUCGUUAUUACGUGGUGGAACGAUACUAUGGUCCAGAACCAAAACCUGCCAGCAUUUUACAAUUUCCUGAACGGCAAUGUGUCGAGUGUACGUCGAACGUACAGAGAUCUUCGGCACGUCCUAACCAAAGCUAGCAGAAAUGCCCUCGUGCAACGUUUCAAUCCUUUUCUCUCUCUACCUACUUGUUGAGUUCAUGUUGUUAUUUUAUUUUGAGCUGCCCUGCAUCCUAUGCUGUCCUCGCUUCAGACAAUUAUAGCUGUCUUUUUAUUCUCCUCACCCAACUGUAACAACUCGUAACUCAGCUAAUCCAAACCGAUGUUCUUUCUCACUUUUGUUUUAUGAAUGGUUACAGGUUACGUGAGAAAUACCGUAUGUGCACCACAGUCUUUGUACAAAUUUGCACCCUCUACGCUUUUUCAUCCAAGCCGGUUUACAUCCCUGAGGAGCACUCUUGAGACAGAGUGUGAUAUCCUUUUGAGUUCCAUCGUUUUAUGGCCUUUGUCACUGGUAACGUGUUCCCCGCACACCCACCAACUCUUUGACUACAUCCUUGAUUUCCUGUUCUGGUGGAAGCCCCUCGUUUUGUAUAGUUUCGUCCCAGAUUUAUACGGAGUUUGAA
Molecule: messenger RNA, 2644 nt
Organism: Opisthorchis viverrini
Lineage: Eukaryota; Metazoa; Platyhelminthes; Trematoda; Opisthorchiida; Opisthorchiidae
Exons: 10
Biological process (GO): signal transduction
Molecular function (GO): GTPase activator activity
Source: RefSeq, a predicted model, not a curated record